This is a messenger RNA of Nymphaea colorata (pocket water lily), 1219 nucleotides long. Its product is annotated as ethylene-responsive transcription factor 4-like. Lineage: Eukaryota; Viridiplantae; Streptophyta; Magnoliopsida; Nymphaeales; Nymphaeaceae. The transcript has a single exon. The record is from RefSeq and is a predicted model, not a curated record. The coding region runs from base 16 to 942 and encodes 308 amino acids. Gene Ontology annotation, molecular function: DNA binding; DNA-binding transcription factor activity. Gene Ontology annotation, biological process: regulation of DNA-templated transcription.
AAGGCCCAACUCCCCAUGCCCUCCCCAUCUUCCUCCUCGCUUCUCCAUUACCUGUCCUCCGCUCAUCACCUUCCCACUCUCUCUCUCUCAACUCUCAAGCCCAGGGAAGAAGGCACAGAGAUCCUACGUCUUACCUUGGAUCUGUUCUUUCUGCGCUUCCUUUCGCUUUUUCAUCUUUUCCGGUUGGCUUCUGCUUCUCCGACAGGAGGUUUGGCUAUGGCGCCUAGGUCGAAAUCCGGAGCGGCGGCAGGACUGGCGGGGGCCGUCCUCGCGAAGGAGGUACAUUACAGGGGCGUCAGGAAGAGGCCGUGGGGAAGGUACGCGGCGGAGAUUAGGGAUCCCGGGAAGAAGAGCCGGGUGUGGUUGGGAACUUUUGACACGGCGGAGGAGGCAGCCCGAGCCUAUGACGCGGCCGCGACGGAGUUCCGGGGUUCGAAGGCGAAGACGAACUUUCCGGUAGCCUACGCAUUACCCCUUACCAUCUCGCCUUGCGCCCGGGACGUCGGAGACGGGAACAACAUUCGGAGCCCCAGUCAGAGCAGCACCGUGGAGUCCACGAGCCGAGAUGGGGCUGGAUCCGGUGGCGAGAAGGAGGUGGCGCAUCAGCAGCUGAAGGCGGUCGAUCUCGACCUCGACCUCCGGCAUCCCAGCACCCCUGUCCCGGCACCGGCUGCCGUGGGUUGUUUUUUCCCCUUCCAUCCCCGCUCCAUCCCCGUCGCGCACCCGUUCUAUUUCUUCAAUGCGCUCGUCCGAUCCGAGAAGCCUCCCGCCGUCGCCUUCGACCCGCGUCUCGUCGGCAUCGAUGCGGAAGCGUUCCAAGCCGGCACCUCUGACGGCGGAGCCACCCACAGCGACUCCGACUCGUCGUCCGUCGUCGUCGACGUCCCGCAGCGACAGGGUCUGGAUUUCGACCUCAACCUCCCUCCACCAGAGUCCGCCUAACUUGGACCGGAUUCUGGGUACGUCCAAAGAACUGAACCCUCCGGCUUCGGGAUCUCUCUGCAUCCAUUUUUGCUUCCUCCUUACUCUCUCCUUUUUCUCUUUAACUACCGGAUCGGAGCCACCACCUAUUCGGCACCAUUAUGUACAUACAUCUACUUAUUUUUCUGUUUCCAAAUAUCGCGAUUAUGUAUCUUUUCAAUCAUGAAUCUAGCGAGAGCGCAUCGCCUGUGCUUGGUGAUGUGAACGUGAAAUAUAAUUUGACGGAACAGUUUUCUCA